Messenger RNA from Cololabis saira (Pacific saury), 1781 nucleotides. It is a transcript of the gene clec11a, whose product is annotated as C-type lectin domain containing 11A. The transcript is spliced from 5 exons. The record is from RefSeq and is a predicted model, not a curated record. Lineage: Eukaryota; Metazoa; Chordata; Actinopteri; Beloniformes; Belonidae. Bases 275 to 1075 code for a protein of 266 amino acids.
GGAGUGACAGCAGGCAGGCAGGCAGCAGCAGGGAUGUUGUUCUAAUUGUUGCCGUUAGAUACCUGGGUUUCUCUUCCUCCUCGCUCCUUUUUAUUUUUUUAAAGGGGUGUAUGCACCACCUCCCCAUUCACGUAUCUUAUGGGAGAUUCCGACUGGUUCCCUGUUGCCGUUCCAGGAGGGAAAGAGGAGUGAAAGAGAGGAGCGCAACUCGACUCUGAGGUGCAGGGGGAUUUUUUGCUGCUGAAGGAAAAGCCGAGUGACGAAGAAGCAGAAAAUGGGACCAGCUGCCACCUCACUUGCACUCUUGUGUUUCUGCUCUCUGGCUGUGUGUGUUCCUACAGGGACGACGGACGCGGCAUCAACACAGGAGGUGAAGAGGGGAAGAGGUGACGUUCCUGAUAUUCUCCCAACCCCUGACCCAGAGCCAACCCCUCCAGUAUCAGACUUUGAAAACUCAUACAACUAUGUCUUGUCCAGGCUGGCUGGCAUGGACCAGGCCAUCCAUAAGCUGAAUGUUGGUCACUACACCCUUGAUGUUAAAGUCAGCCAGCUGAUGGACCGUCUGUCCAAGAUAGACGCUAAAGUUGGUGAGCUGGAGGACAACAUCCGGGAGGUUUCCCAACACAGCAAGGACAACCGCAAGGAGAUGGGAAGACUGGAAGGCUGCCAGAAGGGCCGGCGGCUGGGCUACAAGUGCUACCUGGUGUACAACAGCCAGGAGGACUACGCCGGGGCGGCCCGGAAGUGCCUGGAGCGCGGCGGCCGCAUGGCGAUGCCACGUGACCGCAAGGAGCAGGAGGCCCUGGCCGACUACGUCAAGUCCUUCUUCCGCCCCGGGAACUGGCCCGUCUGGCUGGGCGUCAACGACCUGCGCUCCGAGGGCUUGUACCUGUUCGACGACGGCACGCGGGUGUCCUACUUCCAGUGGCGGAAGCACUUCCUGUCCAGCCAGCCGGACGGCGGGAAGCGGGAGAACUGCGUGGCCAUGUCGUCGGACGACGGGGACUGGUGGGACCACUACUGCGACCGGACCAUGAACUACGUCUGCGAGUUCGACGACAGGGUGGCUCUUUAAAACCAACUCCUCUUUGAAUAUAUUGCAACAAGUUACGGAUCAUUAGAAAUGAAACUCAAUUUUAUUUAAUAAUAAUGUGUUCCUUCUGCCUUUUCAAGCAUAUUUUACUCUGAAGUCCAAUAUAUUGAACUUAUAGAGUGAAACAAACAAGUGUGACGAGUCCUGGACCUGGUCGCUGCUGCAGGGGGACGACAGUUAGGACUCUCUUGAGAUUUCAUUCAUGGAAUUGUAAAUAUUUUUCUUUCAAGUCUCCCAAAAAGGAAAGAAAAAUUGAAAUUUAGAGGCACUUUCAGCACCAGCACAUACCAAACGCUUUCAAAAUAUACUUGUGUGUACUUUGUCUUAUAAGGAAUUAGGCUGGGACUGGACGGGGAUAGCUGCUUCCUAUAGGAAGUGCGGUGCAGGGCGUGACCUCUGCAGCUGCCGGACCAGCCAACAUUUCUGACCAGAGACCUUUUACAGCUAUAGCUUCACUUCCCAUACCCGCCUAUGCAUACAUCAAGUCUAAAAACACAGUUAUAGUGUGCAAUGAUGAGCCACAAGGUGAUGUUUAUUCAUGAUUCUCCACUAAAUUCAAAAAUACUUUAUUAAUCCACGAAGGGAAACUAAUUCACAUUGAUAUGGGUUACAACACAAUUUUCGGAUCAGUGCUGUGUGAAAAAGAAUUUAAAAGAAAAGAAAAAUUAAAAACAGAAAAAAAAAAAAA